Parnassius apollo (apollo) is the source of this 330-nucleotide messenger RNA. The record is from the annotation of a GenBank genome assembly. Lineage: Eukaryota; Metazoa; Arthropoda; Insecta; Lepidoptera; Papilionidae.
AUGGACUCCAGCCAUUCAGCCACCGUACCAAGGAACUUCGACUCGAGAAGUGAUGAGGUGAUCAUGACGCCCAAGAAAAGACCUUUCUGUAACGCUUUUACUGGUUGCGGACGUAAACGUUCUCAGUACUCCCCUGGCAUGCCCCUUCAAGAAAUAAUGCGACAGAGACAGUACGUUGACGACGACGUAGUCAGUGCCCUCAUGGACUCUGAGAAUGCUGUAGAUGAGCUGUCCCGUCAGAUCCUCUCCGAAGCGAAGCUCUGGGAAGCAAUUCAAGAGGCAAGCGCUGAAAUAGCAAGACGGAAGCAGAAGGAAUUCUACAAUCAGUAA